Molecule: messenger RNA, 2204 nt
Organism: Artibeus jamaicensis (Jamaican fruit-eating bat)
Lineage: Eukaryota; Metazoa; Chordata; Mammalia; Chiroptera; Phyllostomidae
Gene: LRRC47
Product: leucine rich repeat containing 47
Exons: 7
Coding region: 29-1783 (584 amino acids)
Biological process (GO): phenylalanyl-tRNA aminoacylation
Molecular function (GO): RNA binding; phenylalanine-tRNA ligase activity; protein binding
Source: RefSeq, a predicted model, not a curated record
CGGAAGCCCGCGCGGCGAGGGCGGUGCGAUGGCGGCGGCGGCGGCGGUGGUGGCGGUGUCGGAACCCUGGCCCGAGCUGGAGCAGGCGGAGCGGCAGCGGCGGCGGGAGCUGCUGCUGACGGGGCCCGCGCUGGAGGAGCGCGUGCGGGCGGCGGGCGGGCGGCUGCCGCCGCAGCUCUUCACGCUGUCGCUGCUGCACUACCUGGAGGUGAGCGGCUGCGGGAGCCUGCGCGAGCCGGGCCCGGGCCUGGCGCAGGGCCUCCCGCAGCUGCAGAGCCUCGUGCUGCGGCGCAACGCGCUGGGGCCCGGCCUGAGCCCUCAGCUCGGCCCGCUGCCCGCGCUGCGCGUGCUCGACCUGUCGGGCAACGCGCUGGAGGCGCUGCCGCCGGGCCAGGGCCUGGGCCCCGCCGAGCCGCCGGGCCUGCCGCAGCUGCAGAGCCUCAACCUCAGCGGCAACCGGCUGCGAGAGCUGCCCGCGGACCUGGCGCGCUGCGCCCCUCGCCUGCAGACGCUCAACCUCACCGGCAACCGGCUGGACGCUUUCCCCGCCGAGCUCUUCCGCCCCGGCGCGCUGCCGCUGCUCAGCGAGCUGGCGGCGGCGGACAACUGCCUGCGGGAGCUCAGCCCGGACAUCGUGCACCUGGCCUCGCUCAAGACACUGGACCUCUCCAACAACCAGCUGAGCGAAAUCCCGGCGGAGCUGGCCGACUGCCCCCGGCUCAAGGACGUCAACCUGCGAGGGAACCGGCUGAAGGACCGGCGCCUAGAGAAGAUGGUCGGCAGCUGCCAGACCAAGUCCGUCCUGGAGUACUUGCGGGUGGGGGGCCGGGGCAGCGGCAGGGGCAAAGGCAAGGCCGACCCGGAGAAGGACGAGAGCCGGAGGAAGAAGAGGGAGAGGAAGAAGAGGGAAAGUGGCGAGGAGGAGGAGGAGGUGGACGAGGCCGGCCGACUGCUGCUCAGGGUGCUGCAUGUCUCCGAGAACCCGGCCCCGCUGACUGUCACGGUCAGCCCCGAGGUCAGGGACGUCCGGCCUUACAUCGUGGGGGCUGUCCUGAGGGGCAUGGACCUGCAGGCCGGGAACGCGCUCAAGCGCUUCCUCACCUCUCAGACGAAGCUGCACGAGGAGCUCUGCGAAAAGAGGACGGCGGCCACCAUCGCCAGCCACGAGCUCCGAGCCGUCCGAGGGCCCCUGCUGUACACCGCCCGCCCGCCACAGGACCUCAAGAUCGUCCCCCUGGGGCGUAAGGAAGUCAAGGCCAGGGACCUGGUCCGGCAGCUGCAGCUGGAGGCGGAGGAGCACCGGAAGCAGAGGAAGCGGCAGACUGUCUCGGGCCUGCACAGGUACCUCCACCUGCUGGACGGAAAGGAGCAGUACCCUUGCCUGCUUGAUGCGGACGGCGACGUCAUUUCCUUCCCUCCCAUCACGAACAGCGAGAAGACGAAGAUUAGGAAGACGACUUCCGAUUUGUUUCUGGAAGUAACGAGUGCGACAAGUCUGCAGAUUUGCAAAGACGCCAUGGACGCCCUCAUUCUGAAAAUGGCAGAGAUCAACAAAUGUGCUUUAGAAAAUAGAGAGGAGGAAGCGGUCUCAGACACAGACACCAACGCCCUCCCCGGACAGCCUCCGGACGCCGAGACAGAUCCCAGCGUCGGGAAGGGCGGGCCGGCGCCCCUGCUGGUGGAGCAGGUGCGGGUGGUGGACGAGGAGGGCCGCCUGAAGGUGGUGUACCCGUCCAAGACGGACCUGGACCUGCCCGCUGCCCUCGUCACCGUGCUGCGCUGAGACGCAGCCAGCUCGGCUUUCCGCGGGCCCGGGUGUGGGGGCAGCUCACCUGCUGCACUGCCCCCACCCACCCACUCGUCAGCCCUCGCACUGUCUCUCCCGUUCCAGAAGGUUCUGCCGUAAAGGUGUGCCAUGUGGUCACGUGCUUAAGUUCUUCUGUCUGCAGCUGUGACCGCGGCUUUUGACAAAGUUGUUUGGAGUAGCAGGACCCCGUGUUGAGGACGUUCCAAGGUCAGGUGGCUUCACCAGACACUCGGCAGAAAAGACCAGGGUUUGGUGCCGGGCGCCAGGCGGAGCACGCGGCACAGUGCGCGUUUCGUCGGCCCGUGCGGGGCCGCCCGCCGUCACACGGUUCCCAGUCCCACUGCAGAGUGUGGCCUAGAGCCCCGUCUCCGGUCCUUCAUAAACACUCGUCCCCUCA